GCGUACGAUGGAUCAUGAUUCGAUGGUCGCACAAGGACUCGAGCUAGUAUCUGUUGGCCGAUCAAUUGCUUCCCGGACCGCGCUCGCAGUGGAUAUCUAUUUGGCGAGGUGAGCUUAAACCAAAACAAGGAUAACCGUAGCAUAAUUUUAUGACAAAUGAAAGAAAAAAAUAAGUGUUCAAGUUAAAUACAUCCAAGAAAAUACAUCAAAAAUUUUAUAUGUUUACUAUAAUGUGAUUGUGAGUUGUGUUAGUUCAUGCCGAUUAAGGCUACUGACGUGUAUUAUAUAAUUCAUAAAGUGAAAAAAAAACAUUUGGAAAAACUGUAUCAGCAAUGGUUGAACCAGCUCUGAAACUAUCCAAUGGUCCCGGAACCCUGUGCAAGGUAUGUGGAGACCGAGCUUCAGGAAAACAUUACGGAGUUCCGUCGUGUGACGGUUGCCGUGGAUUUUUUAAACGUAGCAUCAGAAGGAAUCUCGAAUAUGUAUGCAAGGAGGGUGGAAAAUGUAUUGUAGAUGUAUCCAGACGAAAUCAGUGUCAGGCAUGCCGUUUUGCAAAGUGUCUACAGGCAAACAUGCGGCGGGAAGCUGUUCAACAUGAACGUGCCCCGCGUAACUGUGCGCCUUUUUCUGCUAUCAGCGGAAUAAAUCCAUCCGAUUUUUACGCUUCCCGUCCUUUCACGAUGCCACAGACAAAUCUUUUCUUUCCUCUCCCGCUCCACAUAACUUCAUCGUCAGCCUUCACCCCGAUGGAGACAAACCGAUUCUUAUCACCCUACGGGGGAACAACGAUGUUUGAUCACUUCCCACCGACAGCAUUCGGUACGUCGCCGAUGCCAAACAUUCCUAACCUGAAAACAUUAGACAAACCCCUUUCGGAAUCGAUAUUUACCAAGAUCACUGGAGACAUGUCUUCCCUUCAGUCCCCACCCGUACAUUCCAUCAGUUCCAUUCUGAACACCAGCAGCACAGCCAAAGAAAAUGAAGUUAGUAGCUCGGAAGAAUGUACCAAUCAACCGACGGUGGCUGCAAGGGUUGAGAAGACGGAAACGGACACACUGUUUGAAACAGCUGCAAAACUCCUUUUCCUGGCAGUUAAAUGGGCAAAAUCGGUCCCGUCGUUUCUUCAGCUACCAACCGCGGAUCAAAAAGUCUUGCUGGAGGAAUCUUGGGCAGAGCUAUUUGUGAUUACGGCGGCUCAGUGGGGUUUACCGAUCGAUGGAGAUUUCAUAGCUCGUAACCCAUCCGCCAUUAAACUGCAAACCGCCAUCCAACAAUUCACGGUGGCCCGAGUCGACUAUAGAGAAGCAGCCUGCUUGAAAGCUUUGAUCCUAUUUCGAUCCGAUCACACAAACCUUCACUCGGUGCACGAUGUUCUAUUGCUUCAGGAUCAAACCAUCGGAUUAUUGCACGAGAAGUGCGGUGGUGUUCGUUUAGGGCAUCUGCUACUGCUCUUACCCGGAAUAAAAUCGGCUGCCAACCCGAAGAUUCUUCAAGAAAUGCUGUUCAGGAAAACCGUUGGCGAAGUUGCCAUCGAACGGCUAUUGCUGGAUUUGAUGAAAACAUAGAUCUGUUUAAAACAUUCCAUCUCAAAUAAUGUGAACACUCGGAUAUCAUUCUAGUCUUAUAGUGCAGUGUACGUGAUUUAAUUAGAAAACAAUUGAAGUUGA
This is a messenger RNA of Malaya genurostris, 1667 nucleotides long. RefSeq names its product nuclear receptor subfamily 2 group E member 1-like. NCBI's taxonomy places the organism in Eukaryota, Metazoa, Arthropoda, Insecta, Diptera, Culicidae. Gene Ontology annotation, molecular function: nuclear receptor activity; zinc ion binding; RNA polymerase II cis-regulatory region sequence-specific DNA binding. The coding region runs from base 333 to 1565 and encodes 410 amino acids. The record is from RefSeq and is a predicted model, not a curated record. Gene Ontology annotation, biological process: cell differentiation; anatomical structure development; regulation of transcription by RNA polymerase II. The transcript has 5 exons.